AUGUCCUUUCAGAUUUUGCAGCAAGGGGCUUCUCUGCAAACUACCGAUAACAAUUCCAUUGUCUACCUUUUCAAUCACAACCGGUCGCGAGACGCCACCGGUCACGCGUGCAAAAUCUUGGGCAAGGUUUCUUGCGGCGAUGUGUACGCCCGGGAAGUCGUCGGCAUGGAUGAAGAUAGUGGCCUGGGUGAGGUCCACCAGUUCUGCGCCUCCAUCGCCUGA
Messenger RNA from Pyricularia pennisetigena, 222 nucleotides. RefSeq lists its product as uncharacterized. The record is from RefSeq and is a predicted model, not a curated record. The coding region runs from base 1 to 222 and encodes 73 amino acids. The transcript is spliced from 2 exons. NCBI's taxonomy places the organism in Eukaryota, Fungi, Ascomycota, Sordariomycetes, Magnaporthales, Pyriculariaceae.